This is a messenger RNA of Oncorhynchus keta (chum salmon), 4928 nucleotides long. RefSeq names its product calcium-binding protein 8-like. The transcript has 7 exons. Lineage: Eukaryota; Metazoa; Chordata; Actinopteri; Salmoniformes; Salmonidae. The record is from RefSeq and is a predicted model, not a curated record. Gene Ontology annotation, molecular function: calcium ion binding. The coding region runs from base 225 to 1070 and encodes 281 amino acids.
ACAGUACUCUAUUAAUGUAGUGUAGGACAAACACACAGCUCUGUCACUGACUGUCCUUAAGAGUAUCAGGGCCCUCUGCGCGUGUCUUUUGAGAGCACACUGUCAGAAGACCAAGAACACUCACACUUGCCCCUUCUUGAAGCCUGCUUUGUGUAACUAACGUAGACGGAAACGGACCUUUUCCCGCACGGUCGCAUGCCCACCAGGUGGCACACAUCAGGCUGAUGAUGAUAGGACCAGAGAGAUUUGGGCUUGUGGAGUUACCGCUGCGCUCAGUGAACGUCGACGGUUCACCUCUCCUGGAGUUGGCGGGAGAGGAGCCAUGCGCAACUGGUGACCACCACGAGAUUGAGAGCCUCGUGACAGCGUCGGUUGAGGUGCCUGUGACUGUAGAAUGCAGUGCGUGGGGAGAGAAGAUGCCGUUCCACCACGUCAGGUCUACACUGCUCUACACUGGAAGUCUCCUGAGCCGGACUCUGUCUGAGGGGAGCGAAGCCUUCCAAAUCACCAGUAUAUCCACUGAGGAGCUAGGAGAGAUCCGGCAGGCGUUCCGGGUGCUGGAUCGGGAUGGGAACGGGUUCAUCUCUAAGCAGGAGCUGGGCAUGGCUAUGAGGUCCCUGGGAUACAUGCCUAGCGAGGUGGAGCUGGCCAUCAUCAUGCAGAGACUGGACAUGGACGGUGAUGGCCAGGUGGACUUUGAAGAGUUUGUGACGAUACUGGGACCCAAACUUCUGUCGUCUGAUACCAGAGAAGGUUUCCGAGGAAGCACCAUCGAUAACAUCUUCUGGCAGUUUGACAUGCAGCAGAUGUCUCUUGAUGAGCUGAAGCAGGUUCUGUUCCAUGCGUUCCAAGACCACCUGACAAUGAAGGAUAUCGAGAACAUCAUCAUCAACGAAGAGGAGAGCCUCAAUGAGACUGGGAACUGCCCCGAGUACGAGGGAGUCCAUCCUAAGAAGAAGAACAGACAGACGUGCGUGAGGAAGAGUCUGAUCUGUGCCUUCGCCAUGGCCUUCAUUAUCAGCGUCAUGCUCAUCGCGGCCAAUCAGAUGCUGCGGAAUGGCAUGGAGUAGCCAAUCACAAUGUGAGCCUGGGGAGUGGGCGGAACAGUAUUAUAACCUCACUUCCUCUCUCUGCAGUAAAAGAAAAAAGGAUGACAGAGCAUCCAGAACCCAAACACAUCUGUGAAGGACAACUAUAUGUUAUUUUAAAUAAAGUUUGUUUUGAUUUAUACCGUAAACAGACAAGAGGGUGCAAGGCCUGAUGAACAACAAAGUAAAAUGAAAAGCCAUUUUUUUCAAGUCACUUGGAGGACUUGAUUAACAUAGAUAGACUGGAAGGGAUGCAAAGCAAUCGUUUUAUAUUUUGUGGGGAUUAUUCCUUUCAUUUCUGUAUCAGAGAAGGCCAGCCGUUUAAAUUAAGAUUGCUUUUCUAAUCUCCCCUUUAAAAGAUUUUCUAAUCAACAGCAAUCUAUUCAAUAUGCAGCAGGUGCUUUGAGCCAUUUCUGAACUUUUGGUUCUGGAGUUCGUAUUAUUUCAGGAAGGCAAUAUCUGAGGAUACUGAUACUGUACUACUGUUCAAUGUUUUAAACUGUAUAUAAACAUGUUAAUCUGUUCAUUUAAAAAAAUAUAUUGUACUAUCUUAUAUUUAGAUUUUAUACCUACUCAGUCACUCACCUGUGAACAUUCUGCACAUUUAUUUUUACACUGUGACAGAGGUGGUUUGCAACUUAAGGACAGACUUGUGUUGGCUCCCAGAGCAAACACCAAGGCUUUAGCUCUGCUGACUAACAUAGUCUUCAGUAAAAUAGUCGACCUUCUACUGUACACCUGACAUUCACUCCCUCGCAGUGUUCUUACAAUAUAGUUGACUGUCUAUUUGUCUGUCUGUCUGUUAUACACUGCAAUGUGACUCUGUGGAUAUUCAAAGACACUGUAUGUAUGUGGAGUAUUUACCAUAUGUCGUGUCAUUCUCCGUGUCCAUAGGACAGGACUGUCUAUGCUUGGUCAAGGUUGCUGCCUGGUGGCUAUGGAGAGAACUUCAUCCAAAUGCUUGGAAUUUGAACCACGGAUAAUACAGUUGUGGUCUAAAAUGUCUUUGACCAGGCCCGAUUAAGAUUGCUUUUCAUUCCAGGAGGCUUUUGGGUUUUUCCACUUUUGCCCUCGUUCACUCCCCUUCACAAAUCCGAUAGGACUAGAUGGUUGAAAGCAUAUAGUGGAAACUCCAACACCUAUCCGACCUGAAGGCUUGGUGGAGCUUUUUCUUUACACCUACUGUACCAAUCCAGGGCCAAUAUUCAUGAAGCAUCUCAGAGUAGGAGUGGUGAACCAUUACCACCUAGCGGAUUCAUGUCAUUUAAACUGCUGGCCAUGAGACUCACAAAGCGUCUGAGUAGUGCUAAGAAGAUAUAUUUUUACUCCUGCUCUUAUGGGUGAAAAUAAAAGCUAUGCAUGAAGCCUCUUUCGUCAUUAGAGUCGCACCUCGUUGACAGAUAUUUAGGAGACCUCAUGAGCUGCCCUAACCAGUUGAGGGACCAGCGGGUGCCUUGAAAAGAGAAAAUGCAGCGAGUCAGUAGUUCCUGCACCACAUGCAAUGGCUUUGGAGUUGUUAAAGAAACGUUUUGAUAUUUAAUUUAUAUACGAUCAAUCCAUAAAUAAUCUGGACCUACAUGCAACAGUAUAUCUUGCGAUUUUGACAAUGAUUUCUCCUUGGCCUAUUUAACAUGAUAUGCCUAAAUACUUAUGACAGGGGUAUUCAACUCUAUCCCUACAAGGACUGGAGCCGACUAGUUUUCUGUUCUACCUGAUAAUUAAUUUUACCCACCUAGUGUGCCGGAUCUACAUCAGUCCCUGAUUAGAGGGGAACAAUGAAUAAAAGCAGUGGAACUGGCUUUGAGGUCCAGGGUUGAGUUUGAGGGCACUAUGCUAACAAAUAAACAUUUUUCUUUUGAUUAUUUAAUAACCUACAUCAUGCUACUUCAUGUUAUCCCUUAAAACAGGUUUUUAACAAGAUUCCUUUUUUUGUGGAUAUUAUCAAGCAGCUCAGAGUAGUGCUGAUCAAGAAUCAGUUUUGUCUUUUAUAUCACAAUGAAUAGAAAGAUUACAUGGACAGGAUGGAGCUAAUCCUAGAUCAGUACUCAUACUCUGCUACACUUGAUACAUACAGCCUCUAAAAUCCACAUACUGUACACACUGUAACGUGUUCAAGAGACAGAGUAGUUUACAGAGGUCAUUCAACGUUAAUGUUUUCACUUCCAAUAUCACAUGUGCGGGCUACUGCAAUGUAUUUAUAUUCUUGGCCAUGUAGUGUAGCUCAUCACACACAAAAAUCCCCUCGCUGUCUCAGAUAUUUUAAUAUAUUUAUAUGUGAUUGGUCCAUCAGUUUAUAAUAAAGCCAUUAUGGCUCCUGACACCAGCAUCUAAUUGUAAUGUGUAUCUAGAUUAGUCAUAGUUUUACUAUUGAAAAUGUUUCUGACAUAUCUUUUCCGACCUGGUAAAGGGAAUGUAACGAAAGAGGUCUAUUGCUUGAGGAGAUUUCUAUCACUGAGUUUCUACAGUGCCUUCGGAAAGUUUUCAGACCCCUUGACUUUUUCCACAUUUCUUGAGGUUACAGCCUUAUUCUAAAAUGUAUUAAAUUGUUAUUUAAAUUGUUAUUUUACACACAAUACCCCAUAAUGACAAAGCAAAAACAGGUUUAAAAAAAGAAAGAAACACUGAAAUAGCAAGGAGUCAUCAUGCCAGGUAGUCCUGAGGCAUGGUCCUAGGGCCGAGAGAGAGCAAGAAAGAAAGAGAGAAUUAGAGAGAGCAUACUUAAAUAAGGCUGCAACGUAACAAAAUGUGGAAAAAGUCAAGGGUUCUGAAUACUUUCCGAAUGCAUUGUAUCUAUGCCUACCACUCAAGUAUCCCUGCACAUUGUAAAUAUGGUAUUGACACUGACCCUGGAACUGACCCUGUAUAUACAGUAGCUAGCUUACUUUCUUGUGUUCUUCUUAUUUCUAUUUCCUGUGUGUUUUUGUCCUACUUUACUAUAUUUUAUAAUACUACUGAUAUUGAUUGAUGCAUUGUUGGGAAAGAGCUUGCAAGUAAGGCUAUUUGUUAUAAAGGCUACUUAGAUACAUUUCUAUCUCCAGCACCACCCCAACAUCUACAAAAAAAAGAAAGAUGGAGAUAAGUGUUUCCAUUGACAUCAUCAACCAAUUUGGUUAAAAUCACAUGAUACACACCGAUGAUGUCAUUGGAAAAACGUAUCUUCCUCUAUUUUGUUUUACUACAAAACAUAGAAACCAUUUUCACAUAUGUUGGGGUGGGGCUGGAGAUUAUGAAUAUGAAGUAGAAAAAUGUUGACAUUUCCCUUUAAGACUGUCAUAUGCAUGACAAAACACAAUACCUUAGUUACAAGAGAGAUUUAUUGAUCAACGCAAUAUAAAUAUAACUGUUCAAAAUAUUCACGUCUGCCCAUGUCAUUCUUGAAUGGAGUUUGAAUGUCUGACUAAUUUAGAAACACCUCUAAACACCUUUAAAAGUGACAACUUGAGGAAUAAAAAAAACCUGCGUUGAAUAACACAUUCACAAAUGGCAAAAAAGACAGUAGAAAAUAAAUCAUAAGGAAUUAGGUUUUGCAGUGCUUGUCCUAUAUCUUCGUCGGUAUAGUAAAGCUCAGGAAAUAUAUACACUGCUCAAAAAAAUUAAGGGAACACUAAAAUAACACAUCCUAGAUCUGAAUGAAUGAAAUAUUCUUAUUAAAUACUUUUUUCUUUACAUAGUUGAAUGUGCUGACAACAAAAUCACACAAAAAUUAUCAAUGGAAAUCAAAUGUAUCAACCCAUGGAGGUCUGGAUUUGGAGUCACACUCAAAAUUAAAGUGGAAAACCACACUACAGGCUGAUCUAACUUUGAUGUAAUGUCCUUAAAACAAGUCCAAAUGAGGCUCAG